ACAAUUUCACAGACGUGUGUGCAAGAUUAUAGCCGAUUUCAUACCAAUGACAGAUUGUGACCGCAAAAGCUGCAGACCAAACUGUGACUUUACAAGCUUUGAUCAACCUUUUAUUUAUUUAUUUAUUUAACCUUAUCCGAUUGUUACUAAACUGAAAUUCGACUUCCUACCAAAAAAUGAAUGUACCAAAUAAUGAUGCUGAUGCUAUUCCAUUAGAAAUCGAGCCACGAAUGGAAUGGUUUGUAAACAAUAAUCGUUUUGCAGAUGUAUCAUUCAUUGUUGGUGAACAGAAAGAAAUGGUUUAUGCUCACAAAAUUAUAAUCGCUUCAGGUAGUCCAGUUUUCGAGCAAAUGUUUUUUGCGAAUCAUAACCUUCAAAUGACUGGAUCGAAGCCUAUUGAAAUACCGGAUUUAACAGCAACCGGAUUCAUUAAUAUGUUGAAGUACAUUUACACUAACGUAUUGAAAGAAUUGGAUUUGUCAGAGCUGUUUGAGACUUUUAUGGCCGGUGAUAAGUACCAAGUGUACAACAUGAACGACACAAUACUCUCGUUUAUCAAGAACGCUCUGAAUACAUCCAAUUGUUGCAUCAUUUACGAUCAAUUGAUGCAAUUUCCAAGUGACUAUGUGUGCGUGCCUCUUGAUCAAGUGAAAACUUUAAUUCGUUACAAUAGUGUAUUGGCAUUCAAGAACAGGCACUUCGUCGAUAUCAGCGAGGCCACCCUAGUGGAUUUGUUGAGCAUGGACGCUCUGACCAUAAAUGAAAUCGAUGUGUUAAAAUCGUGUGCUCUGUGGGUUGCCGAAGAGACUGAAAGACAGAAUUCACAAUCAAAUGUAACGAACAAGCGGAAGGUUUUCGAGCCUAUCAAGAAUUUGAUCAGAUUUUCUAAAAUAACAUUCGAUCAGUUGAGAAAGUUUAAUCCAAUCAAGGAUCUGUUGUCCAAUGAUGAGCUUAGCUCACUGCUCUUAUAUCUCUUGAACAUAACGAACUUUACAAUUGAGUGCCAUACUGCAAGAGAAAAACUAGAGUUGAAAAGUGCUUUUUGUAAGAAACAUUCGGCCAAGGACUAUUACCCGUCGAAACAAUGUUUAUCGGAGCUCAGUGUAGUAUUCAAAUCAAGGGGUAGUAUAUUCGUUACACAUGUUUACACUUUUCUUCCGAAGAGCGUUGAAGAUUUGGAGUUUUCAAUCAUGUUAAAUGAACUAAAUGUAAAACUGAAUUAUGAAAAAUUAUUAUCGGAGGACGACAAUUGCUGGUACUUCCGGUUUAUUGAUUUCGUUGAAAUUAACAUGACAAAAACCUACACAUUUGUUUUUAAUUUUGAAAUCACUUGGAUUCCCUUUAGUAGUUUAAGUCGUGAUAUCGCAAUGUUCGUAGAUGGUACCUUAUUGAAAUGUAACCUCUCCAGAUUAACAAAUAACAGUCAUCAUUGUUUAAAAAAAAUCGAUUUCUAUCAAACUUCUUAAUUCUCUUUUUGAGAG
Molecule: messenger RNA, 1481 nt
Organism: Bradysia coprophila
Lineage: Eukaryota; Metazoa; Arthropoda; Insecta; Diptera; Sciaridae
Product: BTB/POZ domain-containing protein 3-like
Molecular function (GO): protein binding
Source: RefSeq, a predicted model, not a curated record